AUGUAUGAUUGGAAAAAACCUACUGUUUAUACUCUCUCAACAAUCACAGAAGUUGAACUGGCAACAUCAGCAAGCUCUUUGACUGUAAGGUUGAUGAAUGGAGAAAACAGGUGCCAGGGUCGACUUGAAAUCUUUUACAGUGGAAACUGGGGAACAGUCUGUGAUGAUGGUUGGGACUUACAAGAUGCAGAGGUUGUAUGCAGACAACUUGCCUGUGGAGAAGCUAUGGAAGCCCCCAAAGAAGCCUAUUUUGGAGAAGGCACUGGCAACAUCUUCCUAGAUAAUGUCCAGUGCAAAGGAAAUGAAUCAUCUAUAGAAGAGUGCUCCCAUUCAGGCUGGGGAGCUCGUGAGUGUCACCACAAGGAAGAUGCUGGUGUCAUCUGCGCAGAAAGAGUUUCCCCUAUGACAAAGAAUCCUAUUACACUUGUUCAGGUACUAAGUACUCAGUAUCCAAAUACUACACCUGUUCCUCCUGUAAGCACGCAGCAUCCAACUACUCCGGCAUCAACAUCUAUAUCUCUGCCUAUCACUCAGAAGCACACUACUUCUGGCAACUGCCUCUGUGGGUGCACGCUCACAGGUCCUUCAGGUUCAUUUUCAAGUCCAUUCUAUCCUUCAGACUACCCAAGGAAUUCCCACUGUGUCUGGAACAUACAGGUAGAGGAAAGGCGUCAUAUAGAACUCAUAUUUCAAGAUUUCAGAGUGGAAAUUACCAGGUUCUGCACACUUGAUUUUGUUGAAAUCUUUGAUGGCCCUUUCCCAACAUCACCCUCACUUGGAAAGAUUUGUUUCAGUUCAAGAAAGAUAUAUGUAUCCUCUUCAAACAAAAUGAGAAUUGAAUUUAUAAGUGAUUCUAGUGUGAAUGAGAGAGGCUUUCUUGCAACCUAUCGUGAAGUUCCUCCAAAGAAUAUUGUGACAACAACUCUUCCGGAUGAUGCCACAGAUUUUGGUAAUCUUUAUUGUUGUUCCAUUACUGCAUUGUUGGAAACCACCACAAAUCUCCAUGUCAACAAGGUAACACUUUCUUGCUUGACGGAGUACAUGAAGGCAGUUAUCGGGAAACAAUAUCUCAUUUCAAAGGGCUGUUUUGACUGUAAUUUGUACUUAAGCGAUGCUGCCUGUAAACCUGAGAUUACAAGUGAUGAGUUUAUAUUCUAUAUACCAUAUGAUGGUUGUGGGACAAACAGGGAAAAUAAUGGGAAGAUUAGCAGUUUCUCCAAUACUGUCAGCAGCUCUGGAAAUGGUGUAAAUCCUCAGUUUCGUUUUAUCUGCAAAAUGGAGCCCAACAGAAAUAUGGAAGUCACCCACAACAUCAAUGAAUUUGAAUUCACAAACCAAGGACCAAGAUUCCAUGUGGAAUUCUUAUUUUAUCAGUCAUCUUUCUUUUUACAGCCAAUAAAUAACAUGGGUUACUUUAUGAACCUGAACCAGAAUGUGUAUAUCCAAGUCACACUCUAUACCUUCAGUAGAGAUCUGACAUUAUUCAUAGACUCUUGUGUGGCAUCCCCUAAUCCUUAUGACUUCACGACUGAGAAUUACAUCAUGAUGAAUAGAGGGUGCAUAAGAGACAGUACAUAUAGACUUUUUUUUUCAAGAAACAGGAGGAUCAUCAGCUUCAGAUUUAAACGCUUCAGGUUUCACAACAACUAUUCCACAGUUUAUAUUCGCUGCAAAGUACUGGUGUGUAAAGCACUGGAUUAUUCCUCUCGUUGCUACAAAGGCUGCCUUAAAUAAGAGGGAAAUAAGCUGUGGGCCAUUUAUGCUUACCAAAUGAACUCUGACAGCUUGAAUAUAAUCAAAAUCAUGCCUUAUGAUGCAAAUCAUAAUGAAUCAUGCAAAUCAUUCUCACUAAUCACAAUUUUUCACAUGAUUGCACUGCAGAAUUGAAAUAUCCAACGUUCAAAUGUUCUCACUGUUGUGCUUCUAUCUACUGUCCUCACUUCUGUCAUUUGGUACACUUUGAUUUGAUGCGGAAACAUUUGCCAACACUUUCGCCUGAAUUCAUCAUACUUAAUUAGUCUGAACAACUUAGCAAAAUAAAUGAAGAUAGCUGG
Molecule: messenger RNA, 2054 nt
Organism: Python bivittatus (Burmese python)
Lineage: Eukaryota; Metazoa; Chordata; Lepidosauria; Squamata; Pythonidae
Source: RefSeq, a predicted model, not a curated record